GGAGUGACACCACAUGAAGAUCAACUCCAACAAUUCAAAACUUUAGUCCAACAAAACCACAUAAACAAGACACAAAUUCAACAAUCACUCUUCUUCUUUGAAUCAGGCUCCAAUGAUAUCUUCAGCUACUUUUAUCCAUUUGAUGCCCCAACACUUACCCCAGAUGCCUAUGUUCUGGCCAUGUUAAAUCAAGUUAGAAACUUUGUUGAUCAAAUUUGCAAGUUAGGGGGUCGUCGAAUUGCCUUGUUUUCAUUAGGCCCCGUUGGUUGUGUCCCGGCAAGGACCCUCUUGCCUGGUGCACCGGUUAAUAAAUAUUAUAGGAAGAUGAAUAAAAUGGUUGAAAAUUAUAAUGUGGGAUUGGAAAGUUUGGCGAAAAGAAUACCAACCAAGUAUCCUGGUUCAUUUGUUGUGUAUGGCGCUGUGUACAAGACUCUUCAGAUCUUCAGAGCUGGGCAAGUUUGCCAAAAGGACACCAUGGAAAACUUUUUUGUCAUAACUCCAAACUUGAUGAAUUAUUUGUCAAAAAGACACUUAAUUUCAGAUCAUCAUUAA
This is a messenger RNA of Capsicum annuum, 552 nucleotides long. Its product is annotated as GDSL esterase/lipase 6-like. Lineage: Eukaryota; Viridiplantae; Streptophyta; Magnoliopsida; Solanales; Solanaceae. The annotation marks the transcript as partial. The transcript has a single exon. Gene Ontology annotation, molecular function: hydrolase activity, acting on ester bonds. The record is from RefSeq and is a predicted model, not a curated record.